CAUAACAAGUCAGGCAGGCAGUCAGUUGCCUCGAGCAAACUGGUGUGAGUGGUUUAACGGUCCGUCGUCUCUUGGAGUUUAUUUACAUAUUACGGCGUCAGUUUGAUUUAACAGUGCUUCGUUUGUCGUUGGAAAGUUGCAGAAGUCGAGCAGCAAGAUGAAUAAGCGGUGUGCAAGGUGUGAGAAGACCGUCUACCCGCUGGAGGAACUGAAAUGCCUUGACAAGAUAUGGCACAAGGGUUGUUUCAAGUGCCAGGAAUGUGCUAUGACCCUUAGUAUGAAAACCUACAAGGGCUACAACAAGCUCCCCUACUGUGAAGCGCACAUCCCCAAGGCAAAAGCUACCACGGUGGCUGAGACUCCUGAGAUGAGGCGACUGGCGGAAAACACGAAAAUCCAAUCGAAUGUACAAUACCAUGCUGAUUUCGAGAAGAACAAGGCGAAAUUUACCCAAGUGGCAGACGACCCUGAAACUCAACGGCUGAAAAAGAAUACCCAGAUUAUCAGUAAUGUUGCCUACCAUGGAGAGUUGGCCAAGAAAGAGGAAAUGGAACGGAAGAGAUUAGAACCAGGAGACAAUGAUGAAGAGCGCCACCCCUGUCAUAGGGCACAUGGAGAAGAUUUAGUUCCAGCCAAUGCUUCUGUCCACCCAACCAAACUCCCCCAUUUACAGAGAGAGGACAAUGGUUUAGGUUAUGACUCACGAAAGGUGAUUCACAGUGACUCCUCCAUCCGCUCCCACCCCCCACCUCCAUCUUUUACUCAUUCUCACCAGGUAUCACAGGCUCAGGCUCCACCCGCCAAACACCGCCGCCAGUACACCCCACCUGUACAAGAACCCCUUAAUUCUAUGACUCAUUAUAUUCCAGAGACCCAAGGCUAUUUUUCUCGCGAUUUGAAUUACCAUCCUCCCUAUUCUAGGUUUAACGAAAAUCCUAAUCCUCCUCCCGAUUACAAUACCCCUUCAGGUCUCCAAAUCCACAAUGCCAACACCCAUUUUGCUCCAGAAUAUAUCGAGCAGAGCGGUCAUUACCCUCCCAAUCCAGCGGGUGGACAGAAUGCUCUCAAUAAUCGGUAUUCAGGAAAACCGACAAAUGGUUCAAGUGGGUCUUAUUAUAGCACUAACAAGCACGGUGCUGCUUCUUCACAAUCCAAUUAUCCAAUUAACAGCCACUAUGCAACUGGAGCCCCACACCGAGAGGAAAGUAAACGGCAGCAGGAACAGCAGCUGCAGCAUCAGAUGCAACAACAGCAGCAACAGCACCAGCAGUUGCAGAAACAUCAUAUGCAGCUUCAACAGCAGCAGCAGCAGCAACAGCAGCAGCAGCAGCAGCAGCAGCAGCAACAACAGCAACAGCAGCAACAGCAGCAGCAGCAGCAGCAGCCACACCACCAACAAUACUCUGGGCCUCCCCCAUCCUCCCAACACCGUCACCCUCCCCCUCCCCAAUCUUCUACUACAUCCUUCCUCCAUCACCAGCAUCACCAACAACAGCCUCAACCUUAUCAUCACCAGCAACAGCAAAGACCAAAGCAAAAUCCACAAAGUUACCACCAUCACCCACCACAGAACUUGCACCAUGAUACCAAUCAUAACUCUCCCUAUUCAGCCCGCACUUCGCAAACGCUUAUCUACUCAAGUCAGACAGGACCAGAUUUAUAUGGACAUGGUAUGGUAUUUCUGUGCCUAUUUUAAUUUGAAUUUAAGUUUCAAUAGUUUAGUAAUGAGUGGAGAACAAUUACUGCUUUCAGACUCUAAACCAGAGCACAAACACAUUUUUCAAACCUGUACAUGUGUGAUUUGGCACAUUUUUAUCUUGACAAGACCAAUUCUCUUUUUAAACUUGAAUUCUGCUGACCCUGAAAUUACCUUGUGUUUCGAAUAGUUGAAUGAAGUUUCUAGUUGCUGUAGUCUUAAUUGUAAGAUGUAGACUGUUAUUUUUGUGAAGGAUUGAAAAACAAACUAUUUUUCAAUUAAUUUUUUCAUACAUAUACCUCUCUAUUCUGUUUCCUGCUUCCCUCUGCCUGGCCUUUAAGGUUUUAAUCUCUUCAGUUUUCCUUUGUAUCUCUUCAUUUUCUACUGGGAUUGUUUCAUGUCUGUUUUCUACAGAGAUUGACUGCACCCCCUGCCAUUUUAUAUUGAUUAUUGUCUAAUAUAUUUUGGAAUCCUUUUAAGUAUCAAAUUAGUUUAAAGGACUCCUUUUUUUUUCUUAACCAGAAAAUGGCUUCACAGUGCUGAAGAUUUUUUUAUGAGAAGGGCAAAAAUCCUUUCUUGUUAUUAUAACUUUUACGUAAGGGAAAUUUCUUUAUAAACAUUACCUGGUGUUAUGAGAACUGGUCAGUAGGAUAAGUUUAGAAAUUUCAAUUGGUGCUUCCAUGUUCUGCACUUUUAUCUUCUAAAAGACACACUACUGUCCUCAUUUAUCUUCUAUAAGACACACUACUGUCCUCAUUCUUUACAAGACAGCCUAACUUUACCUGAGGCAUGUUCUCAACUGAAAGUAGCUUGUAUAUAUCUUUGAGUUUUGAUUAGUAGAUAGUGAGAUAUAUUAUGGCACAAGGCAAAAAUCUUCUGUAGACAUAUGCUGGCCUAGAUUUCUGGAUUAUUGGAAUAGUGCAAGGGUACGUAUACAGUUUAUCUUGCUUGCUUGCUUUACCAUAGUGUGAUGAUGGUUGGGCCUAGGCUGCCAUAUUUAGUCACUGCAAGUGAUGCUUGUCUUUGAUUUUAGUGUAUAUAUUAUGCUGCAUAUUUUAUAAAAUUACCUUGUACAGUGAAGAAGUUUCGAGUUUUCAAAGAUGACACCUUUGGACUCAAAUUGUUUGGCAGGGUAAGCCUUAUUUUAGUAUAUUUAGAGUAAGGUAUUGUUGGAAGGGGCACAAUGUGGAACGUAGGCAAAAACUUUUAUAUUGUUUUGAGUGUGGUUAGAUCUGUUCACUGUACAGUAUAGUUUUAAGUUACUGUAGUUUUAAGCCAUGGUCAGCCAAAUGUUAUUGGUGAGGUUUUUCUUAUAGUAUUGUUUAUGUUCUGUUUCUCUUUGGAUACACAUUAUUUAAUACCAGGGGUUGUAGUAAUUAAUUGUAUUUAAUGUAAAUAUUUUCAGUCUCCCUAAUUAGUUUUUUUUUUCUUUUCUUUGCUGUUACUUUGGCCUGGACUGAUGUUUACAGACUGAAGUAACAGCAAGGAAAUACAAAUUUGAAAGAUUGAGAAGGCUUAACUUAUUUAGUAGUAAUUUUCAAGUCGUUUAAAAAAAGGUUCUUUUUUUCCAAUCUAUUUCAAAUGAAGUGUUUUCCUCUACGAAAGCAACAAUGGAGCAAAUGGUUGUGACAUCAACUUAGUUUUGGAGUGCAGUAUUAGGGGUAUUUAGUACCCAUGCUUAUGAAGACUCCACCAUCAAUAAAGCUUGUCAUAUGUUCUAGGGCCAGCGAGCCAAUACCGUAUAUUAUAAUUAUAGGUCAGAAAAUCUUCAUAUUCAAGGUUAGUGUUUUUGAAAUCCUAUACAAAGUGAAAUUUGAUGCAAAACUAGGAAUUCCUUUCUCAUUUCAGUUUUAGUGAAUCAAUAUUACGUAAUAAUGUCUGCAGAGGGUUCAGUUUAGUUUUUUCCAAUUUAUUUUGAAAGGCCAUCAAAAAUUGUUAGGAAAAAAAAUCUUGGCCUUUAAAUAAUUGCACAAAAGUGACAAUUUUCAUAGAAAAUUAUGAGAUGAAGCUCCAGAUGCUGUAAUUUUGUAUCGCAUAUGGUUUUUGGUUAUAUAUGUUUGCAUUUUUAUGCAUCACAGGUUUGAAACUUGGAGGAUAUUGGUAAUUGUCUCCAUAGAUUUUAAUUACUGGAUAAUGCCUCCAGAAUUAUGACAGUCCUUUUUUUCUUCUGUUUCAAUUUGGGAACUUUAUUUAUAAAAUUAUUUUCAUAAUUAUAAAAUUGUUGAUAUACUGAAUAUUAUGAGCUAUGGAAAUUCAAGUAAACUGUAUUGAAGUAUAGUUGAAUAUUAUGAAAAAUUAUAAAAAUAAUGGGCUCUACAUCUUGAUUGAUAUAGAUAAAAAUAAGGCACUAACCAUUAAUAUUUAGUGCAGGAAAAAGCUCAUAUUACAAGGUGAACUAAUUAUACAUGUAUUAAAUUAUAUAAAUCUUAUUAUUUAGUAAUGACAGUUAUCAAAAUGACCUUUAAUGUACAUAAUUACUGUCAUCCCUAAUAUGAAAUAUGAUUUUGAUGUUGGUGAAAAAGAUACUGAAGUGGCCAUAUUUAGCAACACUUUCUCCCUGUCUCGGCAUCUUUUCACCUUUUUCAAAUUCCUUUUCAGUUUCUUAUUUUUGUGCUUAAAUACUAUUUGAAAAUUAUGAAGCCCCAGUUUCCAGGGAUUUUCAAAAGAAAAUUUUAAUCAUUCCUACUUGAAUAGAAUAGAAUAAAAAUUUAGGCCAAAGACCAAGUACUGGGAUCUGUGAGAUCAUGCAGCACUAAUUCAUACAUGAUGAAAGGAUGUAUUUAGCAUUUUGGAACUUAAUUCAACAAGGUUACAAUGAAAUAAUAUGUGCACCUGGACUUUCAGCACUACAGUUGAAGUAAGGUUUUCCUUAUUACUUUAGAAUUGCUGAAACUAAAUACAGCUCAAAGGUACUGCAAAGAUACUUAGUGUAUGAUAGUACUGUACUGUAUAUGUAAUGAACUUAUAUGUAGCCUGGGGAGCAUAACCUUUUCCUUUUUCAUUUCCUCCAGAAUGACUUAUACUUAAACUGAAGUUCAGUGACUCUGAUAAGGUUCAUUUUUCCCCCUCAGUCUUUCAUCUUUAUUAGUUACAUUUGUGGAAUCAAUCGUACAGGUUUGAUUUCCACAAUCAGUAUCGACCAAUUAUUUUUCAUGUUCAAAUAGAAUCUCUCACUUUCUGAUAUACUAUGAAGCCUACAGAUUUUGCUGCUUAGGUUACUCAUGUGCAUAUUUUCUCAAUUCUU
Macrobrachium nipponense is the source of this 4940-nucleotide messenger RNA. RefSeq names its product LIM and SH3 domain protein Lasp-like. The record is from RefSeq and is a predicted model, not a curated record. The coding region runs from base 158 to 1696 and encodes 512 amino acids. Gene Ontology annotation, cellular component: focal adhesion. The transcript is spliced from 8 exons. Lineage: Eukaryota; Metazoa; Arthropoda; Malacostraca; Decapoda; Palaemonidae. Gene Ontology annotation, molecular function: actin filament binding.